This is a messenger RNA of Theobroma cacao (cacao), 3259 nucleotides long. Lineage: Eukaryota; Viridiplantae; Streptophyta; Magnoliopsida; Malvales; Malvaceae. The record is from RefSeq and is a predicted model, not a curated record.
GAGAGAAGAAGAAGAGAGGAUCUGAUGCGACCUGUAUCCAUCCUCUCUGCGCCAAAACACUGACCUUUGCUUACUGUCAAAAUUUAAAAAGAGAGAGAGAAAGAGGUCAACUGGGUCCUUUUGUGCUUCGAUUCUGGUUGAGUAUAUUACUAUCAUAUAUUUGAAUAGUGUGAAUGUGAAAGAGAUAAGCUUUACCUUUUGGUGUUUUGGUUUUCUUUUCCAUGCCAACUUUUUGAGUUCCCUUUUGGUGUUUAUAUACGGUUCUAACUUUUUCUUGGGGUCCUUUUCAUUUUUUGUCAAAUAUGCUGACAAAGAAUUGGUCAAUCGGGCUGAUGGAAAAUUAGGGUUUUCAUAUUUGUCAGUCUUUCUGUGGCGUUUUCGGAGAUUUUUGCAGGCCGGGCUUAGGUAGAGAGAUAAAAGAAGGUGUGAACUCUUUGAUUUUAAGAUAAAAAAGUGGUCUUUCUUGUCCUCUUUCUCCACUGUUUUUCUCUUUCUUAAACUGACUUUCUAGAGAAAGAAAAUUAAGAGUCGGCUUAGAGAAGGGGAGAUGCGUUUUGAGUCAUGCAAUGCAUGGGCGUUGACAAGGAGACAGCUUUUUUCAUUAUGUCUUUGUUGCGAAUGAAAUUGUUAAAAAGGUUUUAGAAUUUAGCUCAAUCUGGGUAUUGUUUGUGAGGUCAAACUUGAGGACACGAAAGAGAAACGAAAUUGAAGCACAACCUUGUGAAAGUGAUAGUGACCGUUUCCAAAAACCUAGAAAAACAAACGAAAUGAAAUAAUAGAGGAAGUUAGAUAAAAAUAUUUUUUUUCAUUUUAUUCUCUUAUUUUAAUGAGUUUUGGGGGUUUGAUCAAGACUAGUAGCAGCAGCGACAGUGGUGGUAUGGGUGCAAGGAUUGUUGUGGCUGAUAUUGUUCCACCCAGCAACAUGCUAAGUGGUGCCAUUGUUGAGCCACCUCUACUCACCCAACAUAUUCCCAAAUCUAUGCAAAGCUCUCCUUCCCUCUCUCUCUCCUAUAAAAGAAUGGAUGCUCAUGGUGAGAUGGGGCUGAUUGGGGAAAACUUUGAUCCGGGUUUAGUUGGGAGGAUGAAGGAAGAUGGAUACGAGAGUAGGUCUGGAAGUGAUAAUUUUGAAGGUGCAUCCGGUGAUGAUCAGGAUGCUGCUGAUGAUGGACGGCCUAAGAAGAAAAAGUACCAUAGGCACACUCCACAUCAGAUACAAGAGCUUGAAUCUUUCUUCAAGGAGUGUCCUCACCCUGAUGAAAAACAAAGACUGGAACUCAGCAGGAGGCUAGCCUUAGAGAGCAAGCAAAUAAAAUUUUGGUUUCAAAACAGGAGAACCCAAAUGAAGACCCAAUUGGAACGCCAUGAAAAUGUCAUCCUUAGACAAGAAAAUGAUAAACUUCGAGCCGAGAAUGAUUUGUUGAAACAGGCCAUGAGUAGCCCAACAUGCAACAGUUGUGGUGGUCCAGCAGUGCCCGGUGAAAUAUCUUAUGAACAGCAUCAACUUAGGAUUGAAAAUGCUCGAUUAAAAGACGAAUUAAAUAGGAUAUGUGCUUUAACAAACAAGUUCUUGGGCAGGCCUCUCUCUUCCUCAGCCAGUCCUAUUCCCUCCCAGGGCUUAAACUCCAAUUUGGAGCUUGCAGUAGGAAGAAAUGAUUUUGGUGGCUUGAACAAUGCAGGCACUGCAUUGCCAAUGGGAUUUGAUUUUGUUGAUGGGGCUAUGAUGCCUUUAAUGAAAACUAUGGCCAAUGAAAUGCCAUAUGACAGGUCAGCCCUUGUAGAUAUUGCUUUGGCAGCUAUGGAUGAAUUAAUUAAGAUGGUGCAGUUGGAUAGUCCCCUUUGGAUCAAAGGCUUGGAUGGUGGGAUGGAAACCUUGAAUCACGAGGAGUAUAGGAGGACUUUCUCCUCUUGCAUUGGCAUGAAACCAAGUGGCUAUGCAACUGAGGCUACAAGGGAAACUGGCCUGGUUUUUCUCCGCGGCUUGGCUCUUGUAGAGACACUAAUGGAUGCGAACCGUUGGGCAGAAAUGUUUCCCUGCAUGAUUUCAAGAGUAGCAACCAUUGAUGUGCUAUCCAGUGCUACAGGUGUAACCAGAGACAAUACAUUGCAAGUAAUGGAUGCUGAAUUUCAAGUGCUUUCACCUUUGGUUCCUGUUCGUCAAGUGAGAUUCCUUCGGUUCUGCAAGCAGCAUACGGAGCGUGUGUGGGCUGUGGUUGAUGUCUCUAUUGAUGCUAGCCAAGAUGCUGCAAGUGCACAGAUGUUUCCAAACUGCAGGAGACUUCCUUCUGGCUGUGUUAUCCAAGAUAUGGACAAUAAGUACUCCAAGGUUACAUGGGUUGAACACUCGGAAUAUGAUGACAGUGCUGUCCACCAUCUCUUGCGGCCAUUACUCAGUUAUGGUUUUGGCUUUGGUGCACAUAGGUGGCUUGCCACUCUCCAAAGGCAAUGUGACUGCUUGGCUGUACUAAUGUCCCCCAACAUCCCGGGUGAAGAAAACACAGGAAUAACUCCGGCUGGGAGGAAAAACAUGUUAAAGCUGGCACAGCGCAUGACGUAUAACUUCUGUGCUGGAGUUUGUGCUUCAAGCGUGCAUAAGUGGGACAAGCUUAGUGUUGGUAAUGUGGGUGAAGAUGUAAGGGUGAUGACCAGGAAGAAUAUAGAUGAUCCUGGUGAGCCUGCUGGGGUUGUUUUGAGUGCUGCUACUUCUGUUUGGAUGCCCAUAACACAGCAAAGGCUGUUUGAUUUCUUGCGAGAUGAACGGAUGCGGAGUCAGUGGGACAUUUUGUCCAAUGGUGGGCCAAUGCAGGGGAUGGUCAAAAUUGCCAAGGGCCCCGGACAUGGCAACUGUGUCUCUCUCCUUCGUGGCAGUGCCAUUAAUGCAAAUGAGAACAACAUGCUAAUUUUACAAGAAACAUGGAGUGAUGCCUCUGGUGCAUUAGUAGUCUAUGCACCUGUUGACAUAUCAUCAAUUGGUGUGGUGAUGAAUGGUGGUGAUUCGGCUUAUGUGGCACUCUUACCAUCAGGAUUUGCAAUUCUUCCUGGUAUUUCACCUAGUUAUCAUGGUGGGCAAAGCAACUCUAAUGGACCUAUGGUGAAACCUGACAUUGAUGGGAGUAUAAGUGGUGGAUGCCUACUUACAGUUGGAUUUCAGAUUUUGGUGAAUAGCCUUCCUACGGCUAAGCUAACAGUGGAGUCAGUUGAAACUGUUAACAAUCUCAUCUCCUGCACAAUUCAGAAAAUCAAAGCUGCCCUUACAGCCUGA